Funneliformis geosporum is the source of this 1239-nucleotide messenger RNA. Lineage: Eukaryota; Fungi; Glomeromycota; Glomeromycetes; Glomerales; Glomeraceae. The record is from the annotation of a GenBank genome assembly.
AUGACUAAUUCUGAAUUUGAAGUUACUUGUCCGUUCAUAGUAAAAAUGUGGGUACUUCUUGAAGGUUCACCGAGUCCCUUAAAGUUGAGAACUGAUGUAACUAAGGUCUCAGACCUAAACGACUUCAAAGAAAUUCUUAGUCGCGAGUUUGAAGAGUUAAAAAGUGUUAGACCGUAUAAUAUUGUAUUUUUGGACAAUAAAGGCAUACCUAUUCUACCAGGAGUCGAACUCCGAGCCCUAGAUGAAAAAACAACUGACGAAAACCCGCUCGUUGUUCGUUACCCGAUCUCAUCUAUAAACAUUAAGGUGACAUUCAUGUAUGGACAAAAGCAGGGCAAACGCGAAAUACCACAUACUAGUGAUUCUUUUGAUCAGUUGAAAGCCUUUGCUAGAGAAAUAUUUAAGGAUUUAGAGGAAGGAACUAUUUAUUUUGUAAAUGAUGGAACGGAGAUCUGGAACGCGUACAACUUUAACACCGCAAUAAAGUCUCAAACAGCACAAGACAACAACGUUGUGCUUAAAUUAAAAGUUUUGAUCAAGGGCAAAAAGAAAUAUAGUGACUGGAAGCUUAAAGACGUGUUUACGGACAUUCUAAAAAAACCGACAUACAGUUCACUUUCCUCUAUGCCGGUACUUGACAUGACAGAGUUUCCCCCAUUAGAUCCACAAUUUGAUCAGAAACAAUUGACGGAAUUCGUUGACGAAAUUAAAACUAAGCUUAUUUCACUUCGGGAUGAAUUCGGAAAUGAAACGAAGAAUCGUAUAUACAUUGACGCAUUCAUGACACACGCAGUUAAAUAUAUACGAACCCAUAUAAAUAAUUUAGUAAUGUUGGACGUGGAGCAACGACUAGAUGGGAGUCACGGGCAUGGUCCUGUAGAUUACUGGGUAAAGUUAGUUGAAGUUUUGUUGUUUUUAUGCGAAGCAAAAGCUGAAGACAUGAAUCAAGGAUCUGCUCAAGCUAUUGUGCAGGCACAGAGCGGAAUUGAACAAUUAAGUAAACUAGGAUAUGAGGAAUUAUUGAUCUAUGGAAUAGCCUCAACUGGAAAGCUAUGGCGAUUUAUCCGUUGGAGUGGAUCAUCAGAAAAUCCGGAAGUUCAUAUUAGCAAAGAAUAUACAUGCGCUUUCGAGGGUGAAUUGGUAAACGAAAAAGAAAUAUUAACAUAUAUUGCUCAGAUAUUAACAGCGCAAGUUUAUCUUUAUGAUAAAAAUAGUGAACAUCCUUCAAAGCGAGUUAAA